CUUGUUUAGAUUUCGAAAGCGAACCCAAAUAGUUAAAAACACAGCUUCGAAUCUAAAUACGUAGUAUCUCUUAAAGCAGCGCUGCCUCUUCAGCUUCUCUAGCCACUCUCGUUUUCUUGAAGUUCUCUAAGAGAGCCGCAAGAAGAGUAAAGUCAGCAACCGUAUCCUCAUUAAACCUUCAGAUGUCGAAGAACCAAUCUCUCGAAGACGAUGAAGCUACACAAAUCCCAGAAGUAAUCAAACGAUUCAAGCGUCUAAGACUCGUCUUCGAGCCCUCACUAGGAGUCUUGGGUUUCUUCUUGGUGGGUCUGUGCCUAGUCUUCAGCUUCUUCUACCUCGACUACACAAACGUAGCUCAAACCAAAAGCCACGACUUCUCGGAUCAGUCUGAUAGAUUCCUCUGGCUGAAAGAGCUCGACGUUGGUGGUUCUGGAGAUAACAACAACAGCAAGAACAACACUAACGGAAACAGAGUUGAGUUUCUUGAUGAGAGUGGGAAUGGUUGUGAUUUGUUUCAUGGGAGAUGGGUUUGGGACGAAGCGUAUCCUUUGUAUCACUCCAAAGAUUGUUCCUUUCUUGAUGAUGGAUUCAGAUGCACUGAGUUUGGGAGACUUGAUGUGUUCUACACUAAGUGGAGAUGGCAACCUACACACUGUGAUUUGCCUAGAUUUGAUGCGAAGUUGAUGCUUGAGAAGCUAAGGAACAAGAGGCUAGUGUUUGUAGGAGACUCGAUUGGAAGAAACCAAUGGGAGUCUCUUCUUUGUAUGCUCUCUUCUGGAGUUGAGAACAAGGGUUUGGUUUAUGAAGUGAACAACAGAACCAUUACUAAGCAUAUGGGCUUCUUUGUGUUCAAGUUUCAUGACUAUAAUUGCACUGUUGAGUACUAUAGAGCGCCGUUUCUGGUUCUUCAAAGCCGUCCACCUAAAGGGUAUCCGGAGAAGGUGAAGACGACUCUUAAGCUAGAGACUAUGGAUUGGUAUGCUGACAAGUGGAGAGACGCGGAUGUGUUGGUGUUUAAUACUGGUCAUUGGUGGAACUUUGAGAAAACUAUUCGAGGAGGUUGUUACUUUCAAGAAGGAGAAAGAGUGAGGAUGAAGAUGAAGAUAGAGCAUGCUUAUAGACGAGCUAUGAAGACCGUUGUGAAAUGGAUACAAGAAGAGGUUGAUACAAACAAGACACAAGUCUUCUUCCGCACAUUUGCUCCCGUGCAUUUCAGGGGUGGAGAUUGGAGAACCGGAGGCACAUGUCAUAUGGAGACGUUACCUGACUUUGGAGCCUCUCUAGUUCCAUCAGAGACAUGGGAACAUCUGAAGCUCCUUGGAGAAGUCUUGUCACCUCUUUACCACUCGAACAUAUCAUCACAGCCGGCGGCGAAACUGAAACUGUUGAACAUAACUGCCAUGGCUGCUCAAAGAAACGAUGGUCAUCCAUCACUGUACUACUUGGGGUCGGCUAGUCCUGCACCGGUCCACAGACAAGACUGUAGCCAUUGGUGUCUCCCUGGUGUUCCUGAUGCGUGGAAUGAGAUUCUCUAUGCGUUGUUUCUUAAGCGUGAAGGGUAUUCAAGAUCAAACAGUGGCGCUUCAGACACCUUUACAUAAACAUCUUGCUCUUGCUCUUACUCUGUAUAGGCUUUUGUUCAGAGCCUGACCUUCAAAACACUGAGGAUUUUGAUGGGAUGAUUAGGUUAUAAUUGGGUGGGGGAUAUAUGUAGUUACUGAAUAGGUUAAACCAUCCUUUGGUUGUAAAGAUACUUCUCAUUACCUUUAAAGAUUUGAGUGACAGAUUAUUCAUAAUACAAAAAUAAC
This is a messenger RNA of Eruca vesicaria subsp. sativa (arugula), 1808 nucleotides long. Lineage: Eukaryota; Viridiplantae; Streptophyta; Magnoliopsida; Brassicales; Brassicaceae. The record is from the annotation of a GenBank genome assembly.